CCGUUUCUCUGUUUUCUUCUCACUUUGCCUUACACUCCUUUUUCCCACUCUAUUUUCCCUCACUUUCCCUCACCAAUCCUUCUCCCCCCCCCCUCUCUCGUUCUGUCUCUCUCUCUUUUCUGCACCCACUCCUCUCUGGGGCCAUAGCCGAAAGAAGUCUGGCGGCUCAUCCUCUGACGACUCUGACUGCGAUGUCAGUCACUGGCUCUCCUCAGCCCCUUCCGGCCCCUCCCCCUCCUCUCACCCCCAUGCGCCUGAAGGCUCCGCCCACACCAGCCUCCCUGCUGGUCAAAGUCCUUACAACACUCAGCCACAACACACUGCCCUCUACCAGCCCCCCAAAAAGCAAGCCACCAACAUCCCAUACUUUGAGCGCUUCCCGGUGGUAUUCCCUAUGAUCGACCCCACCUCCGGCCCCCGGCUGGUCAAAUGCGAGAAGCGUCCCCUUCUGGGGCGUGACAACCCCCUGGAUCCACCAGAACAGUUGGAUGAGUCCCUGGCAAGCAUCUUCCCUGACCUGGAGAAUGACGACAUGUUCGCCCGACGCACCCAGGCCUUCCACUCCAACUCGGCGCUGGCUGUGCUGAAAACCCGGGUGUGCGUAAACCACUUGUCCGGCCACCUCUACGCCUCGAACCCCCAGCUCAACAUCGCCACCCAGCCGCAGACACCAGGCAAGGAUCACAAGACCGUCAUCCCCGACAUCGAGAGGGACGACUUCAUCUUUCGGAAGCUCAACCAGCCCCAGGAUGGUCGGCGGCAGAGACCACUGUUGGGUGCGGCCGACAGCUAUAACCCGAUGACCAUUCCUGAGCCCUGGGCACUGCCUGCCAAGCUCCAGGCGCGGCUGCUCUGCGCCCCCUCACCUUUGACCCAGGACGUUGAAGCUGAGGGCAGGGAGAAUCAUGAGGAAAGAGGAGAUUGUGAUGGGCACCCUAAAACGGACGACAUGUUGCUGAGGAAGUUUGGGGUGGUGCUCGGGGUGGGGGUGGGGGCAGUGCGUGUCCAAGGUCAGCGGUCAUAUCUUGGUAUGUCGGCCAAUCAGAUGGGUCCGUCGCUGCCCACUUCCUGUAGCGAGGGUGACCUGCAGAAGAUGGUGGCGAUUAGGGAGGCGAGUCGGCUGAGGUACAAGAAGAGGAUGAUGAUUGAGAGGUUAGCCUUUCUGAAGAGUUAGGAGAUAAAAUGGCUGCUGAAAACAACAACUUCGCUACAGGGCCUGUUGCUCUCAGAGCAAAUCUCAUAUGGCACCCCAAGCCCUAUAUAGUGCACUGCUAUGGGCGACAGGUAGCUUAGCGGUUAGAGCGUUGGGCCAGUAACCGUUGCUGGUUCAAAUACAAGGUGAAUAAUCGGUCAAUGUGCACCUGAGCAAAGUACUUAACUCUAAUUUGCUCCAGGGGCGCUGUAGUACUUUGACUGACCUGGAGCCACAUAGGUCUACCGUAUAAGGCUCCAGUCAAAAGUAGUGCACUAUAUAGGGAAUAGGGUGCCAUUUGAGACAGAGACUCAAAACUCCAGGUUGUGUAUUGUUGUUUUCUUCUUUAACUCCCACACCUCCCGCCCCCACACACACACCGGUGCUGUUUACUUCUAAUAAACCCUUUUCUGUCUGUUAUUGAAGUGCCCUAAAUCGCAUGUGGACAUGCAUUGAUACGGAGUGGUGCUUAUAGAAGGACCUCAUAGAAGGAAAUUUCAAUUAACUAUUUUAAGCACUUCUCUACCAAAAACAAACAUGUGCCUUUCACACUAACUGCAACAAAUUGAUAAAAGACAACUUUACAGUAAAUGUAUUUUAACACAUAAACCCAGUGGUGGAAAUGUAGAAAAAUAACCCACGGUUAUGUUACCUCAGCUUUUGAGAAAGUGGUUUGAUUGAUUAGGUCAAACAAAUGACUUUUUUUACGCAGGUUGUGGUAUUUUCUGAAACCAUACAAGCUAUACGAUUCUGAAGCUCUAAAACGCAACUCUCUAAGUAAAUGACCUUUCUGUACAACUUGUAUAACUGAUGCUAUCCUUUUUUCAAGUGCUAAUUCUAGACACCACCACAUGAGUACUGUCGUCAAUGCAUUGACCAAAAAUGUAUACCUCCAUCAGAAUUAACACAACAAGACCCCAUUCUGUUAUACAUUUGUUUGUUUUUUUGUUUUUGUUUGUUUUUGCUCAUGGAUUGCCUUUGCCUGUGAAUUUAAAAAAUACUUUGUCCCAUGCUUAAUAAAAAUAGACAAAAACAGA
Molecule: messenger RNA, 2229 nt
Organism: Oncorhynchus masou masou (cherry salmon)
Lineage: Eukaryota; Metazoa; Chordata; Actinopteri; Salmoniformes; Salmonidae
Product: LIM domain only protein 7-like
Exons: 2
Coding region: 395-1174 (259 amino acids)
Biological process (GO): regulation of cell adhesion; regulation of signaling
Source: RefSeq, a predicted model, not a curated record